Hyalella azteca is the source of this 5448-nucleotide messenger RNA. RefSeq lists its product as uncharacterized. The transcript is spliced from 4 exons. The record is from RefSeq and is a predicted model, not a curated record. NCBI's taxonomy places the organism in Eukaryota, Metazoa, Arthropoda, Malacostraca, Amphipoda, Hyalellidae. Bases 96 to 3116 code for a protein of 1006 amino acids.
UGAUUGCUGUUCUCGUUUUUGUGGAGAAUGUGACAUUCGUAUUUCGUAUGAAUAUCCAGUGGCAUUGGCAAAAGUCAUCUGAUAAAAUUUAAAAUAUGGAUGAUAACGAUCCAUUUGAAGAGGACAUUGUAUUCGACCAAGCUGGCCUACUUGGAGGGAAGAACACCAGAAACCGUCAUCAUUAUAAUGCAACUGGUUUUCUGCCAACAUUUAUGCUCUUCAGCCGGACGCUGUUUUUGUGCGUGGCCUUUAUUGGACUGGGUUUGUGUGGCUCCAUCAGUCGAGGUCCUGUAAUCAAAGUGCAAGAAUGGCUGGGAGUUAAAGAGUGGGAAGCACUGCACACCUUCACUGCUCACAGCAUUGGAGCAUUGUGUGGAGGCUUGCUUGGCUCCAAGUUAUUUGACCGGUACAACCGUCAGUUCCUAGUGUUUGUGUCACUUGUGUGGGUUAGUGUGAGUGUCUCUAUCCUGCCCUUCACUAUCCCUGUGAGCCUCUGGUGGAUGCGGUCUACACUUGUGGCCAUCAGUGCAGGAAUUGCUUUCCUCUUCACUGGAGGCAACGUCCUUUGCUUGGACCUGUGGGGACGUCAAGGAGGUGGAGCUUCUCUGCAAGCUCUGCAUUUCAGUUAUGCUUUAGGCGCCUUCAUUGCACCGGUUAUCAUCCAUCCUUUUUUUGCUGGCCAGCAUCUGCCGGUGUUGAACAACAGUGUUGCUCUUGCCACCACCACCACCACCACCACCAGCACCAGCACCAUUAUGCCAUUCACUUUGCCCUCAGGCGGACCAGCGACCACCAGCCUUCACAGCACCAAUAACUUGCUGCCUUUUGAACCGAGCUCACAUGCCGCCUUGCAGCACACUGCUCAGGAUCUCGAUGUAAUCCCAGACGCCAGAAGUGAUGUUUAUGAGGAUGAAAAUCUUGUUCGCGUUCCGAGGACUCUCGUUCCAAUUCGAAGAAUAAGGGAAGCUGAUCUUAUGACAUAUAGUCAAAAUGAUCUAUUGAAACUUACUCUACCACCUGUGCAAAACCAUUCUGGAGUUGUUCAAAAUUCAACUUUUACCACAUCUCAGAAUUUGAAUAGCACGUCCAACAGCACAGACGGGACUCUCUCUAGUUCUAGAAGUGUGGACUUAGCUGUUGCCACUGCAUCUACGGUCGCAGCUCCUAUCAAUAAUAGCACCAAACCUGUGAGACCGAAGCCUUCUCACACAGGCGCCAGUGUCAAGAACGAAGACACUUCCCAAUGGAAGAAACCUGCACCAGGUGCACAGUCUGGCGACGCUCCUGCUGCCGUCUCUAUCGCCGUUACCACUGAGGUGUCCAUUGCAUCUAACGAAUCUCAAAUCUUAACGAAAAAUGAGAGUUUGCUUCCUGGUCCUAUAGUCAACGGUUCUUCUUCAGGAACUAAGCCUGAAACUGGAAAUUUUAGUGCACCAAACAAUACAAAAUUUGAGGCCUUAAUGGCUCUUAAUGACACCGCAAAUAAAUCAGUAUCUAUUGAUCCGGUGCAAUCACUGGAAAGUUCUACAACGCCUCGCACUGCGGUUGUCAUUGAAAAUCAAAUGCAUCCGAAGUUCCUUAGCACUACUCCACUGCCAUCCCGUGUAGACGUUACGUCUCCAGCUGCUGUCGACGAUUCUCCUUACGGUGCUGUUGAUGCCCUUUAUAAACUUCAAAUGUCCAGUAAGUUGUCACCUUCCGAUCUCCAAUUGAACAAUGCCGUAUCCGAGUCUAUGAGUUCAACGGCUGAAACUGACCGAAAACGCGUUUCUAUCAGCCUAUCGCCGUCCCGCUUGCCUGACGCUGUUAGUGUUAGUAACCAUUUGUUUGAGAAGCCUAUGAAUCAACAAAAUGUUUUCUCGGACGAACAAAUGUCGAUCUCGGUUCAAGGUCCUGAAGUGCUUGACUUGAAAGAACCUGAAACCGAAAUGUCGGUCAGCCUUCCUCUUGAAACUAAUGAUACGAAACCACUAAAUGAUACAGAAUCAAAUGGAAGUAAAAUAAUUCAUUCAAUUGUUCGAUUGCUAAAAAAGCCUGGAACUUUCAGUAACAUCACUGAUGACAACAAAUUUAUAGAGACAAUUGCUCAAAAAUUCAAACGAUACGGAGUUACUAAAAUUCAUCUUGCAUUUAUUUGCAUUGGCGUGUUUGUGUUGAUCAACUCCAUGAUCUUCGUGGUAAUACUUUGCCACAACCCACGAGAACCGCGAUCUAAACAAGAGGAGGGCAGUCUUGACAGGUCCUCUCACUCGCGCUACGCCUUCUUCAUGGUGCUCUUCUCCUUGUUCAUGUUCACUGCCGAGGCUUUGGAAGGAGCCAUUCACCACUUGUUGGCAUCCAACUCGGAAGGAAGCGGUCUGGGAAUUUUAGACAAGGGCAUCGAUGGACCAGCUUUGUUUUGGGGCUUAGUCUGCAUCGUAAGAUUUUUGUGUAUUUUGUUUUCCGGCUGCCUUCGUCUCAAGCCAGGCAAGUUGCUUGGUAUUUCCAUCUUCUUAGAAACAUUAGGAACAAUUUUCUUGUGUGUUGGAUCGUUCGGUAAAGAAGACUUUCUUUGGUCCGGCAUCAUCCUUUCUGCGCUUGGCCUCGCUCCUAUUCUUCCUACUAGCCUGCUAUGGAUGGCCCAAUACAUGCACGUCACCCACAAAAUGUGCGCAAUUAUGAUCAUUUUGACAUCAUUCGGCAACUCGUUGACUCAUGGAGGCCUGACUCAUAUCGCUGCCAAUUCACAUCUCUACUCCUACAUCUUGGUGAUCAUGAGCCUUGCUUCGAUGUUGUUGCUCCUGGUCUCGUGGUGCCUGAUUUACUUCAAUGGAGGCAAUAGCAGCACAGGAGGACCUGGCAGCACCAGGCGUGCUGCAGGCAGCAUGACCACUGACCCAUCCAGUGAUGGGUACCACCUCGCACGUCAGCACGAGGAGGAGGACGAAGACAUCGACUUGCACGACCGACUGGAGAUGUCACGUCAGGGAAUGCGACGAGCGUCGUCACUUGCUGGGAGUUUCGAUGACGAUUAUGGAGCUGAGAAGCCCGCGUUGGAUCGUAGUCAGCACCGUCAGCUUCAUCACAUGCACAGCCUCGAGCACGAGGAAGCUGGCCAGUCGCUCCUCAUUGACUAAAUGCCACCGCAUGGUUCUUGCGCAAAUACGCCCACUAUUUUUAGUGAUCAUAAUCGUGUCUAAUACAAUGUAGCUGUGCUAUGUCGUUAUUGUACAAUGGCUUGUUCGUAAGUCGUUGAUUUGAUUUACGAACGUUGAUUACGUUGAUUUGUUUCGCGAGCUAUACCAGUUAUACCACUCAUUGUUGCUCAAUGGUAAUAAACUUUCCAUCUUCUUAGCCUUUCGAAAAGAAGCGUGAAUUAUUCAGGUCAAGCCUGUAAUUUUUUAAAUUCUUAUUCCAAAGCAAGCUGCUCAGUUCUUUCGCAAGAUUCACUCACAGUAACAAAGCCAAGAUAUUAAACUUACUUGAUCUCUGUUAGUUUUUACCCGAGAAAAUGUUAAUUUGCCAUCAAAUUUUUGCCUGCUGAGCUCAUGGCCUCUGUUAUUAUCAUUAUGUUUGUCCUAGCAUGAACGCUUGGAAGUACGCAGCUUGCGCAAAUGUAAUACGUUGUUGAUAAAAAGCGUUCAUCACGAUUGUUUCAUGGUGCGAUAGACACCACAAAAAUGGCGAAAUCUUCUCAUAAUCCAACUGGUCCUUGAUUUUUAUUAAAAUUGUCUGAAAAAAUUACUGGAUUGCAAGACCGCAUAUUGUUUCUGUUAGCUUUACGUUCAGAUUUUUAUUGACUUACGGUACUCAUGUGUAACUUGCUAUAUUUUAUCUGUGAUUAGAUUAUUAUGACGAAAAGGUGUACGUUUCUAAUUUGAUAUUUUUAUUUAUUUUUCUCGUAUUGCAGCGUAUAUUACUUGCUUCUUAUUAUUUUAUGGCUAUUGCAUACGCUCCAUGGUUCGCGCUGCAGACUUGUGCAUAUUUUUCUCUGCGCAUUUAUUUAGUUAAAUUUCUGUGGUUCCAGGAGGUUGUAUUCAGGAUACAGGAUCGUAGCGCUGAACAUCUGUUUGCUGUUUGCGUUGAUAUUCACUCUGAAAAUUUCCGUUCUUCUGUUCUGGAAAGUCGGCAUGUCAGUAUAAUUCCUGCGUUUAAAAAUUACACUGAUUUUUCUUCGAAUUUGAGUUUGGGACGAAAUUAAAAAAUUGACUGCUGUAGUUACUGCAAUCACCAUCGCCAUUUAUUACGCGGCAAUAUGCUUUUAUUCAUGAAUUAUCUGAAGAAAGGGACGAUACUGCCAAUGCUAUUCUUUUUUAUAUCAGUUUUAGUUUUUUACUAAUUAAUUUUUGGGAUUUGGUUUUACUUAUUUUUCCUUUUUUUACUUAUUUGGCAAGUCUUUUCGCUUCUGCGUCACAAUUAGCGAGCUCUGUUCUAAACAAUAUCGUUUUUUUCUAUUUUGGUCGAUAUAAUGUCUGUAUAGUACCUUUGUAUUAAGACCUAAGCCACUAGUCAGUUGUCAUUAUAUAAGCCUUGAGGUAGCGAUGUCCUUUAUACUCUCAUGUUAGCAAUAAAUGUUCAGUGUAGAAGACCCACAUACUUUGUGUAGAUAUGCUCUAUAGGUCUGCAUGCACGAGUAUUUAAGACCUAUGUACUUUAAAUAACAUGUCCUACAUGCCUUUCCUGAAUAUGGAAAGCCUGUAUACUUGACAUAAAAAGAACCUGAUGGCCUACACUGAGUAUAUAAAAUCAAGAUACUUGGUAUUAUAUGUCUCCUGCAGACCUAUAUUAUUUACCCUCCUCUUGUCUUCAUUCCUGGUAUACGCCUCAUGCCUCCUGGGCAUAGUGUUGGAAUUGCGGGUCAUUUUGAUGCCAAGACAACAGGAGGGUUAAGUAUACAUGGGCCAUAAAUACUUGCAAUAUUAGAGUCGUCUCUAGAAUCGUAGUAAUGUGCUGUACACUUCGUAAGCAUUAUUUUGUCGAGGUUUUGUUUGCCUCUUCAAAGUAAGGAAGAAACUUGCGUGUGUUGCUGGGGGAACGGAGCUGCGGAGGCGGGAGGUGCGUGCGAGCGCUGAGCUUCCUAAAGACAAUUCAGGCGUGGCAGAUUUGCUGUAAAUUAUAGCACAUUUUAUUUGUAAAUUAUAGUACAUUUCUAACGAUAAAAUGUAAGCUUUCAUAUUAUUGUUGCAUUUAUUUAUUUCUUAGUAAGUUUUAAGUGCGCUUUUAUUUUGUUGUCUCUAUUCUAUGAAAUGAGUUUUGCUCAUAGAUUUAUUGAAUUUCUAUCUUCAUUUAUUGUAAAACAAGUUUCACAUACUUUUUGUAUGUGUCUAUGCUACCUAAGGGGGUUCGUUAAUCAAUUUAUUGUAUUUGUUACCAACAUUUUUUGUAGUAUAAGUUUUUCGACUCUAUCUACAUAAGGGGAGAUAAUGUAAACCUAGAAAUAAGGUUUACAGUUAUAUUUUUAUUAUUCCA